CUUACUUUGCAUCAUAGCCAACUCAGUCUGCAUCAUCUCACAGAAUUAGCCCUAGAAUUGAACUGAUUCACUGCUACUUCUAAUUUUCUUGGCUUAGCUAAUUAAUUUGGUUCCCAAUCAAGGUCCGUCUUCUACAAUUUCUUCGGUGAAACCUGCAGGAAAUACCCAUUGCAUCCCUCUGGUUAUAGAUAACUAGGCAUGAAAUUUUUAACCUUAUCGGCUGCUACUUUUAAUUUGGUUAUGGGCAUCCAUUUCUUCAAUUCCGUCUGUUAAACUUGCAGAUUCAUUCACUGGCAUUUGCCAAGCAUCUUCCAGGAAAUUUCCAGCUAUAAUUUGUACAAGUUCUCUCCUUUUCUCCUUAGCUGGCUCACUUUUUAUCAUCUCACUGAAUUAGCCUUGCAAUUGAACUGAUUCACUCUUAUUUCAAAUUUUCUUCGCCUGCCUAAUUUGGCUAUCAGUCAGGGUCCAUUUCCAGCAAUUUCUUCAGUGAAACCUAGAGUUUCAUUAAUUUCAUUGGCAUUUGCCAAGCAUCUUCCAGGAAAUUUCAAACUAUAAUUUGGACAAGUUCUCUCCUCUUCUACUAGCCAGCUCACUUUUUAUCAUCUCACUGAAUUAGCCUUGCAAUUGAACUGAUUUGCUGCUACUCCUAAUUCUCUUGGCAUAGCUGAUUUGGUUAUCAGUAUCCAUUUUCAGCAAUUUUUUUGGUGAAACAUACAGAAUUCAGUUGUGUUUGAAUCUUUCCCUGUGUCCAAUCAUAAUGGCUGAAAUCGCCCUCAACAUCCUCAGCCCUGUCAUUGAGGAGGCAAUUUCCAAAACAGUUUCAUUUCUUAAAAAACGAAUCGGAAUUGCAGUGGGUUUGGAAAAGGAGCUUGAUAGGCUUGGUGAUUCUCUUAUUCUCAUUCAAUCUGUCAUCCAACACGCAGAGGAAAGGCAAGAAAGUGAACCAGCUAUAAGGCAUUGGCUACAGAAGCUGAAAGACGUAGCUUAUGAGGCAGUGGAUGCAUUGGGUGAGUUUGAGUACGAGGUUCUUGAGGACAAAGUUAAGAGUCGCAGGCGCUGGAAUCCUGAGUCCGUCAACUUUUCUCCCUUGUUUCGUAAUCGUAUGGCUGACAAAAUCAAUAACAUUACCAAGCAGUUGAAUGACUUGAAAGACUGGGCCAGCAUGAUCAACUUGGUGGUCUUAUUGAGAGGCCAAACUUGUCUGAGGCAACAUCAAAAGACAGAUUCUUUUCUUGAUAAUUCCACGGUAUUCGAAAGGGAAGUUGAUGUCUCAAGAAUUCUUAGCUUGUUGCGUGACUUGAGAAGUCAACAUCCCAUCUCUGGCGUUUCUAUUGUAGGUAUGGCUGGGAUUGGAAAGACGACAAUAGCAAAAUCAAUAUACAUGAAAGCAAAGGAAGAAAAGCUCUAUGAUCUAGCGGCCUGGGUGUGUGUAUCCGAGGACUUCAAUGAUCAAAUCAUUUUGGGAGAGAUGUCAGAGCAUUUUGGUUGUGGUGCUGCCCCAAGGAAUAGUAUUAAUGCAUUGCUUGAAAAUCUUGCAAAAAAAUUAGAGAAUAAAACUUUUCUUCUCAUUCUUGAUGAUGUAUGGAAUGAAGAUCCUGACAAGGGGGAGCAUUUCAGCUCUUGUUUGUUAAAAAUUCUGAAGACUAAUGGGAGCUCUGUUGUCAUAACAACUCGAAGUGGAAAGGUAGCAUCUGCGAUGAAGCCAGUUCCUAUAGAACACUAUGACAUGGAGAGGUUAUCAGAUGAUGUAUGUUGGUUGAUAAUAAAAGAGAAAUCUCUUAGAUCAUCCACAGAAACUUCAAUAACUCCUGAUUUGGAAGCUAUUGGACAGGAUAUUGCAAGAAAAUGUAGAGGUUUGCCAUUAGUUGCUAGUGUCAUUGGAGGAACGUUGAGCCAUCGAACUAGUGCAGAUGAAUGGAAGGAUAUCAGAGAUGAUAAAGCAUGGAAUUUGAAUUCACGAGAUGGAGAUAAGAUUUUAUCUAUUUUGAAAAUAAGUUUCAAUCGUUUGACUUCUCCUUUGAAAAAAUGCUUUUCUUACUGUUCAAUUUUUCCAAAGGAUUUUGUCAUUGAAAAAGAGGAUUUAGUUCAACUUUGGAUGGCUCAGGGAUUUCUCUACCAACCCAACGAAAGCUCUGAGACAAUGGAGGAUGUUGGCAAUGAUUACUUUAAUGGUUUGUUAUCCAACUCCUUAUUUCAAGAUGUCAGAAGGGACGGACAUGGGAAUAUUAUAUCUUGCAAGAUGCAUGAUGCAGUGCAUGAUUUAUCAUUGUCUGUAUCAAAAGGUGAGACUUUGGUCUGGGAGACUGGUUGCAUAAUUGACCAGGAUGCUAAAAUUCGACAUUUAAGAGUUAAGCAUGACAAGAACGAGCAUCCACCAAUCAUUCCUAGGGCUGUUGCUCAAAGAUUGCAUUCUUUGUUCUUGGAAGAGGUUGAUGUUUUCAUUUCCAGUGCAUCUGAUCUCAAAAGCUUGCGAGCUUUAAAAAUAGUGGGAGCUACGGGAGGACGGCUGCCCAGUACUCUUGGCAAAUUAAAGCAUUUGAAAUACCUUGACCUCUCGAGAAGCAGAAUAGAAACACUACCAAAAUCCUUUUUGACACUCUACAAAUUGCAGACUUGUAGACUUAAGGGGUGCUCUUCUCUGCAAAUGUUUGAUGAGAUGAGCAAUUUGAUUAGCUUAAGACAUUUUUAUUUUGACCGUCGUCAUGACUCAAUUUUUUGACUUAGUAUUUAUUUUCAAGUUUUUAUAAAAUUUAAUGGCUGUCUUUUCUCUCUCUUCAUUUCAUUUUGCUGUCACCUGUGCAGCUUUCUUUCCAUUUGCUGUCUCUUGUGCAGCUUUGACACCACAGCUCCAACAAUUUGUAUAAAUUCUCUCCUCUUCUCCUUAGCUGGCUCACUUUGCAUCAUCUCAGAGAAUUACCCCUGCAAUUGAACUGAUUUGCUGCUACUUCUAAUUUUCUUGGCUUAGUCAACUAAUUUGGUUAUCAGUCAGGGUCCUUUUUCUACAAAUUCUUCAGUGAAACCUGAAAUAUCCUUUACAUCCUUCUGGUUACUAGGCGUGAAAUUUUUAAGCUGAUUAGCUGCUACUUUUAGGUCCCGUUUGGUAUAGUGGUUUUGGGGUAACGAUUCAUUUCAUUGGCAUUUGCCAAGCACCUUCCAGGAAAUUUUCAGCUAUAAUUUGGACAAGUUCUCUCCUCUUCUGCUUAGUCGGUUCACUUUUUAUCAUCUCACAGAAUUAGCCUUGCAAUUAAACUGAUUUGCAGCUACUUCUGAUUCUCUUGGGCUAGCUUACUUAGUUAUCAGUAUCCAUUUUCUUCGGUGAAAUAUACAGGUACAUCAUCU
Molecule: messenger RNA, 3339 nt
Organism: Rubroshorea leprosula
Lineage: Eukaryota; Viridiplantae; Streptophyta; Magnoliopsida; Malvales; Dipterocarpaceae
Source: the annotation of a GenBank genome assembly